CAGUCCCAUACGUCUCUCACAUCCCAACACUGAUCUCUCUCUCUGCUCCUUCCAUUUGUUCAUCUUCCGAAACCCAGAACCACCGUGAAAGAACCAGAACAGAAACCAACAACCCAACACAACAAUGAAGAUAAUGGUGGCGAUAAAGCGAGUCAUUGACUACGCCGUCAAGAUCAGAGUCAAACCCGACAAGACAGGCGUUGAGACCACAAACGUGAAGAUGUCGAUGAACCCAUUCUGCGAAAUAGCUCUUGAAGAGGCGCUUCGAAUCAGAGAGUUGGGUCUGGCCUCGGAGGUCAUUGCUGUCAGCAUGGGUCCUCAACAGUGCGUCGAUACUCUCCGAACUGGACUCGCCAUGGGAGCUGAUAGGGGGAUUCAUGUCGAUACCAGAGAUACCCUUUUUCCGCUUUCAGUUGCGAAGCUUCUUAGAGCACUGAUUGAUGUUGAAAAGCCCCAACUUCUUAUUCUUGGAAAACAGGCCAUUGAUGAUGAUUGCAAUCAAACUGGCCAAAUGUUGGCAGGGCUUCUUAACUGGCCACAAGGGACCUUUGCUUCCAAGGUUGUGCUCGACAAACAAAAACAAAUAAUAACAGUGGACAGAGAGGUAGAUGGUGGCCUGGAGACCUUGUGCUUAGACUUGCCUGCAAUUAUCACUACUGAUCUGAGACUAAACCAGCCAAGGUAUGCAACACUCCCCAACAUAAUGAAAGCAAAAUCUAAGGUCAUUAAAAAAUUUACUCCGGAGGAGUUGAAUGUGAAAAUCAAAUCCGACUUGGAGAUUGUUCAAGUUACUGAACCGCCUAAGAGAAAAGCAGGGCUUAUCGUUUCUUCUGUGGACGAGUUGGUUGACAAGCUUAAAAAUGAAGCUCGUGUCAUAUGAUUUUAUGCUUGAAUCUCGCUACUUAUCAAUUUUGUUCAAUGAAAUGUUAAAUGGCUGCAAUUGAAAUUUGUAGCCUUGCAAGUAUAUGACCGAUCAUAUACUUGAGGACAAAGAUCUGUCGGAAUAGGUUAAGCAGAAAAUGAAGGACUUGGACAAAAUGGUUUGAUAUCUUUUGUCAAAAUAUCGCUUUUCUUAAAGCUGAUUUCAAAGACGGGAGUGAAGUGAAGGGAGAAGAUUGAAAAUUAGUUACUUUUUUUUUUUAUGCGUGUCCGUUCAUUUCUCUGAACUGGUACUAGGUUGGUGCCCCCCUGGCGCCCUUUUUAAUAAAUUUUACCUACCAAAUAAAAAAAGAAAAGAGAAGCAUAUGACUGAUCGAUAUAUAAAAUUUUACAUAAAGCUUUCUAAUUAUUUCACCGUGGACA
Camellia sinensis is the source of this 1302-nucleotide messenger RNA. RefSeq names its product electron transfer flavoprotein beta (gene ETFBETA). Gene Ontology annotation, molecular function: electron transfer activity. Gene Ontology annotation, biological process: fatty acid beta-oxidation using acyl-CoA dehydrogenase; amino acid catabolic process. The record is from RefSeq and is a predicted model, not a curated record. Gene Ontology annotation, cellular component: mitochondrion. NCBI's taxonomy places the organism in Eukaryota, Viridiplantae, Streptophyta, Magnoliopsida, Ericales, Theaceae.